GUUCAAUGAACGCCAGUUAUUCACACUUCCAGUCAAUUCACUACACUUUCCUGACCCAACUGUAAAACAACAACAGACACAGCAGCGUCUCUCUUCCAAAAGUAAAAUCUAACAUUCUGUAACACCAUUGCUCAAACCACGUUACCAUGUCGAAUUUCUCAGAGUUCAAACCUCUGAACGAGAAAACGCUCAUCGAAUACAUAAAAUCCAUCCCUGCACUUUCAUCCAAACUCGCCAACAAUUUCUCCGACUUAUCCGUCAAAGAAGUCGGAGAUGGCAACCUUAAUUUUGUCUUCAUCGUUUCCAACACCAACGGUUCUUUUGUCAUCAAACAGGCUUUACCAUAUGUUCGUUGCAUAGGAGAAUCAUGGCCAAUGACGAAAGAAAGAGCCUAUUUUGAGUCAUUGGCAUUGAAAGAAGAGGGUAAAUUGAGUCCUGAUCAUGUUCCUGAAGUGUAUCAUUUUGAUCGUACUAUGUCUUUGAUUGGUAUGCGUUAUUUGGAGCCACCACAUAUAAUUCUCAGAAAAGGGUUGAUUGCUGGUGUUGAGUAUCCUUUGUUGGCUGAUCACAUGUCUGAUUUUAUGGCUAAUACACUCUUCUUUACUUCUUUGCUUUACCGUUCUACGACGGAGCAUAAACGGGAUGUUGCUGAAUUUUGCGGGAAUGUGGAGUUAUGCAGGCUCACUGAGCAGGUUGUUUUCUCUGACCCAUAUAAAGUUUCUGAGUAUAAUCGUUGGACUUCACCUAAUCUUGACCGUGAUGCUGAGGCUGUUCGGGAAGACAAUCUACUAAAGCUUGAAGUUGCUGAGCUAAAAUCAAAGUUCUGUGAGAGGGCUCAGGCACUAAUACAUGGAGAUCUACACACUGGUUCUGUGAUGGUUACACGUGAAUCAACUCAAGUUAUUGAUCCUGAAUUUGCAUUUUAUGGACCAAUGGGUUUUGAUAUCGGAGCAUUCCUAGGAAACUUGAUUUUGGCUUUCUUUUCUCAGGAUGGACAUGCUGAUCAAGCAAACGAUAGAAAAGCAUAUAAGGAAUGGAUUCUUAAGACAAUUGCAGACACUUGGAAUCUUUUCCACCAUAAAUUCACUGCACUUUGGGAUGAGCAUAAAAAUGGUGCUGGUGAGGCAUAUCUUCCAGGAAUCUAUAACAAUCCUGAUGUUCAACUACUUGUACAGAAGAAAUACAUGACAGAUUUAUUUCAUGACAGUCUCGGAUUUGGUGCUGCCAAGAUGAUAAGGAGAAUUGUUGGUGUGGCACAUGUUGAGGAUCUUGAAUCUAUAGCUGACACUGGUAAACGGGCAACUUGUGAACGGCGGGCACUUGAUUUAGCUAAGAUGCUUUUCAAAGAAAGAAGAAAAUUUGAGAGCAUUUCUGAAAUUGUCUCAGCAAUUCAGCAAUUUUAGUUGUGACAAGGUUUUGCUAUAUCAAUACCUUGACAUCCAUCAUUUAUCUGUUUUCAAAAUAUAUCAUCUCUUAGAUUUUUCCCGAGUGAGUACUACUUGAUAGCUGUUUCCCUAUCAAAUUAUGUAUAGUGAAUAAACUUUCUCGGUUCCUCUCCAUGGGAAGCUGGGAGAUGGUACUGAUAGCAUAACAGUUUCUAAUUGUUGUACACCCCAUCAUUAAAUGUGUUGUUCUGGAGUUUCGUGUGAUUACUUAAGAUUCCAUUAGAAGUUAUUUUUAUUACGAUACUUAAUUAUCAAG
Medicago truncatula (barrel medic) is the source of this 1701-nucleotide messenger RNA. RefSeq names its product methylthioribose kinase. NCBI's taxonomy places the organism in Eukaryota, Viridiplantae, Streptophyta, Magnoliopsida, Fabales, Fabaceae. The transcript is spliced from 6 exons. The record is from RefSeq and is a predicted model, not a curated record. Bases 147 to 1403 code for a protein of 418 amino acids. Gene Ontology annotation, molecular function: S-methyl-5-thioribose kinase activity.